Sciurus carolinensis (gray squirrel) is the source of this 1870-nucleotide messenger RNA. It is a transcript of the gene Leprot, whose product is annotated as leptin receptor overlapping transcript. The record is from RefSeq and is a predicted model, not a curated record. Gene Ontology annotation, cellular component: endosome. The transcript is spliced from 4 exons. Bases 47 to 442 code for a protein of 131 amino acids. NCBI's taxonomy places the organism in Eukaryota, Metazoa, Chordata, Mammalia, Rodentia, Sciuridae. Gene Ontology annotation, biological process: late endosome to vacuole transport via multivesicular body sorting pathway; negative regulation of growth hormone receptor signaling pathway.
GCGGUGGGAGGAAGCCGGAAGCAGCCGCGGCCCUAGCUCGGGAGACAUGGCUGGCGUUAAAGCUCUUGUGGCAUUAUCCUUCACUGGGGCUAUUGGGCUGACUUUUCUUAUGCUGGGAUGUGCCUUGGAGGAUUAUGGUGUUUACUGGCCCUUGUUCGUCCUGAUUUUCCACGCCAUCUCACCUAUUCCUCAUUUCAUCGCCAAAAGAGUUACAUAUGACUCUGACGCAACCAGUAGUGCCUGUCGGGAACUCGCGUAUUUCUUCACUACUGGGAUUGUUGUUUCUGCCUUUGGAUUUCCUGUUAUUCUUGCACGUGUGGCUGUGAUCAAAUGGGGAGCCUGUGGCCUUGUGCUGGCGGGCAAUGCUGUCAUUUUUCUUACAAUUCAAGGUUUUUUCCUUGUAUUUGGAAGAGGAGAUGAUUUUAGCUGGGAGCAGUGGUAGCACUUUAUUUUGAUAGAGAGCAUUGUAUUCCUUAAGAUUUGUACUGUAUGUAUAUGUGUGUACAUGUGGCAUUUUACUAUGGGAUUUAAUAUGCUGGUUUUUUAUACCUUUAUAUCAUGAUGAUUUUAAGGAAGACUUCCUAAGUAAAAGAUUAGUUUUAUUCCUAGAUAAUGAACCGCUGCUUUUACUGAAGUUGAAUUAUGUUAUUUGUUUGGCUGGUCACAUAGUUAUGAUGCUCUCAGAAAGUGUUUUUAACACAGUCUUUUAGACAGCUGCUCACUUGUGCAGGGCAUCUAAACCUUUUGUGUGGAGGUGUGCUUAGGUAGGUGAAAACAUUGAAGUAGGUCUCUUAUGGUCCAGAAAAACUGCUCCCUCUGUGUUGUAGACCCUUGCUUCUCGGAAUGUGGUCCAUAGACCAAAAGCAUCAGCAUUUCCUAGGAGCUUAUUAGAAAUGCAGAAUCUGAAGUUCCUUCACCACCACCCAGACGCAGUGCAUUUUGAUGAAAUCCCAGGUGAAUCAUAUUCACACUAGAAUUUGAGGAACUUUGUUGGUGAGGAGUAAACAUCUUACCUAGCUCCCUUGUCUUCCCCUUGGAUUGAUCACUUACCCUUUCUGGGUGUCCUGCUCAUUUGUGCAAAAAAAAAGUCUCAUCUGACCUUAUGUUUAGGAGGAGUUCAGACUCUUUAGUGUUUGUGAAAUGUUCCAAACUGUAAUAUAUGGGCUGUGAUCUUAGUAAUCAGCACAUCCUUCAUGUGUUGGUGUGAUAUUGGGACCAGAAGAGAAAAGUGAUAUCUAAAAGAAUAAUGUGCAAUGUUGUUUUUUGACCUUGUGCAUGAUUUUAUGUUCUCAAUAUUCUGUGUACAUAUAGAAUUGUUAAAGUUGUUGUUUGCAAUAUUUACACUGGGAAAAUUAUUUAGAUACUUUGUAAUUUUCACUGGCAUUUUUAAUCAUGACACUUGAACUUAUUGUAUUAUAAUAAAUUUCACUUUUAACACACAAGUAAAGUUUAAUGUUAAAACUUCAUUCUGAUGUUGUCUUGCUUAAAAGAUAAUGAAAAUAUAAGAACUUCUUAAUGCUUUGAAAUGAGCAGUUUUGAGCAAUAACCUGUCCUGCCUUAGAAUAAUAGCAGUAACUUUUGAGAUACCAUUUUGAAUGUCUAGUUGGCUUGUAAUAACUUUUCUUUCCCUCAGAUGGCAAUAGUGACCAAUUUAUACUACCUUUUGCAAAAGUGUUCUUGUUGCUUAUACAUAUUUCAUAUAACCAAGAUAGCCUUAGUAUGUAGACUUAAAGCAUUACAACUUGACUGUAUUUCUAGAAUGAUACAAGGUAUUUGCAUAAAGAGCGUUUGACGUGAUGGAUUAUUAGAUUUGCUGUGUGUCUGAAUAAACAUCAUUGCCCAACUAUCAUUUAAAUAAUAAAUGUCAGUU